AUGGCUCCCACCAUGAACUCCACCCACUGCAUCGUCCCCGUCUCUCUGCUCGUCGACUUCUGCGAGCUCCAGAAGAUGCUGGCUCGCACUCCCAACCCGAUCGACUCCCACCUCUACAGCAGCAUCACGGCCGAAAUCAACCAUAAGGUCGAUGAGACCAUUGUCGCCUUCCCUAAUACCUGUGCAGAUGUUGAUCGCCUGGCCGAGCAAGCCUACCAAACUCGCAAGAGCAACCUCGAGCGGUUGCAACGCAAACAACAGAAGAGAGAGGAGAAGAAGAAGAACAAGCAGCGCCUCGCCAAGGCCGAUUUAAUGACGCCCAACGACCAGGUCAGAGCCUGGCUAGCCAAAAGGGAGAGCGAGACUCAGGGCAGGCGACCUCGCGAAGAGGUAGAGGUUGAGGUGAACCGCAAGCGAGUGAAGGUGGAGGUGAAAGAGGAGUCGUCCUGA
Molecule: messenger RNA, 450 nt
Organism: Cyphellophora europaea CBS 101466
Lineage: Eukaryota; Fungi; Ascomycota; Eurotiomycetes; Chaetothyriales; Cyphellophoraceae
Exons: 1
Coding region: 1-450 (149 amino acids)
Source: RefSeq, a predicted model, not a curated record